This is a messenger RNA of Fusarium keratoplasticum, 567 nucleotides long. RefSeq lists its product as uncharacterized. NCBI's taxonomy places the organism in Eukaryota, Fungi, Ascomycota, Sordariomycetes, Hypocreales, Nectriaceae. The coding region runs from base 1 to 567 and encodes 188 amino acids. The transcript has a single exon. The record is from RefSeq and is a predicted model, not a curated record.
AUGCCAGAAAGUACGGCGGCAGUCAUUGAAAAGCUCAAGACCGGCCACGGCAUAACCUCCCUCGACAUCGUCAUCGCCAAUGCUGGGAUCUCUCUUAACGCCAGUCGUGUUCGCGAGUCUACUGUCGAGAACAUCAACCAGCAUCUGCUAGUUAAUGCGGUUGCCCCAGUUGCCCUCUUUCAGGCCACUGCAGAUCUUCUUCAGGCUAGUAAGACGGGGAACCCUACCUUCAUUGCGAUAUCAACACUGGGUGGUUCCAUCAGAUCGAUCGAUGGAGUUGCCCACCUACCGCUUAGCCCGUACGGUGGCAGCAAGGCGGCACUGAACUGGUUCAUUCGCCGUCUCCACUUUGAGGAACCGUGGCUUACUAGCUUCCUCCUUCAUCCUGGUCUCAUUGAGACUGAUCUUACGGUUGCGGCCAUGGAGGGAAGUGGUGUCAAGCUCUCUGAUAUGGGGGCAGUGUCGGUCGAUGCAGGCGUGGCUCAAAUGAUGAAGACAAUCGACAAGGCUUCGAGAAACAUUGGUGGCACGUUUCAAAGUUACGACGGUACCGAAAUGCCCUGGUAG